Molecule: messenger RNA, 2090 nt
Organism: Lepisosteus oculatus (spotted gar)
Lineage: Eukaryota; Metazoa; Chordata; Actinopteri; Semionotiformes; Lepisosteidae
Source: RefSeq, a predicted model, not a curated record
UGGCAGUGUGGCGGCAGUAUGGAGGUUUUGCCUUGCGCCCGAGUCGCUCACAUUGAACGCACAAAGAAGCCUUACAAUAACGAUAUUGAUUACUAUGCAAAGAGGAACGCACUGAGAGCCGCAGAGGUGUGGAUGGACGAAUUCAAGUCCCAUGUAUACAUGGCCUGGAACAUACCUAUGAAUAACCCUGGUGUUGAUUUCGGAGAUGUUUCGGAAAGAAUCGCCUUGAGAAAAAGACUGCAAUGUCGGAGUUUCCGGUGGUAUCUUGAAAAUGUCUAUCCUGAGAUGAGGAUUUACAAUAACACCAUAACCUAUGGAGAGGUGAGAAACAGCAAGGCCAGCGGCUAUUGCUUAGACCAGGGAUCUGAAGACGAUGAUAAAGCCAUUCUAUAUCCAUGCCAUGGGAUGUCAUCUCAGCUGGCCCGCUAUUCUACAGAAGGCCUGUUACAGCUAGGACCCUUGGGGUCAACCACUUUCCUGCCCGAUACCAAGUGCUUGGUAGAUGAUGGGAGAGGAAGAACUCCAAGUCUGAAAAAAUGUGAUGAUGUUACACGAUCAUCUCAGAGGCUUUGGGAUUUCACCCAGAAUGGCCCAAUCAUAAGCAGGGAUACAGGGCGAUGUUUGGAGGUGGAAAUGUCCAAAGAAGCAAACUUUGGGUUGCGGCUUGUAGUACAGAGAUGCUCGGGCCAGAAGUGGAUGAUAAGGAACUGGAUUAAGCACCCAAGGCAUUAACAUAAGGCUCCUGCUGUUGACCAUUGGGUGUCUGGACUCAGCCAGAUGCAUUCAGGGAAACAAGGCACUCAUUUCCUCAGUUGGGAUUGUCAGGAAUGUGUAUGUGACCAGAGAACAAUGGGCUGAUACACUCAGAUGCGAAGAUGUGAUGAAUGUGUGGCAUCAUACUAAAGCUCUCUGGCUGAAAUGCUUAAGAACAACUCUGACUUUAUCUUAGAAAGUGUUAUGCCACAGGGACCCAUGCUCUGGCAACAGAAAUGAAUGACAAGUCGCCCUCUUUGAAACAGUCCGUAUUUCCAAAGCCAUUUCCCCUCAUAUACAAGGAAGGACUGACAAUGGGAAUAUCUUACACUUGGUUUCCUGAAGCAUGGAAUCAAUAUCAUGUUUGAAUCCAGUUAAGGAGCAAAAAUAAAUAAGACCUUAUACCAGGUGUUUUUGCAAACGUCCAGACAAUACAAGCAUUUAUACCCGUUUUAGAUUUCAAAAGGGCAAUGUGUACAUUUUAAUACCCUUUGCAACCUAUUAUGCUUGCAAAUACAUGGUAUUGUCAAAUUUACUACGCUAGCAAAAGACUGCUAGGUUAUUUGGAGACCUGAAGAUUUCUUUUUCAGAUAUUGGUUCUCACAAGACAACACCAAGCCAGUUUUUUUUUUUUAAGUUUUAACUUUCUGACUGAUGCACAAACUUUCAAGACUGAUUAUGUGCCUUUUUUCAUUAUUAUGCUAUGUCUGAACUGGGUAAUGUCAGCCCCAAAGCAUGUCUGAUUACUUUUACCAAGAAAACAAAUAAUAUAUGUAAAAAUGUCAUAUAAUAGUAAUAUAUUGUAAAAUUGAACAAGAUCAACCGAAAAUUAAAAAAAAAGUUUUUAUGAUGAAUUGUCGGCUUUCUUUAGUUUAGAAUUUGCUCCAGACUUCCCUAGUCUUUGUGGUAACUUGAUUUCCUACAACACAAAGACAAUAUUGCUAGUCAAAGGCACACUGCCCUCUUAAGGCAAAGAAGGAAAUCUGAAAAUAGUGCUUUUGUUGCAUCCCUAUGUCACAACGUACAGUACCUACACUGUGUAGCACAUGGAAAGUGGACAAGAUUAAACAUUACGCCACUGUGGUAUUCCUCCCAUGCAGAAGAGACACAUGCAGAGCUGAAUUGUGCUCUGGCUAUCCCUUCCUUACCUGAUCACGUAACAUUACUGACACUAUAAAAACAUACUUCAGUGCAAAAUUAUUCCUUUUCUAAGCUUAGGAUGUUUCAUAAUUCCUAAAAUAAAUAAAAUGAUAAAGUUGCAAAUGAAAAAUGCAUCGAUAUUUCUUCAUCCUCACAGGUGUAUCCUCUUUGUUCCUCUGGGAAUUGGGUUUGUUAAU